AUGGCCGAAUCCGCACCAGCCGUUGUCGCAACCCCUAAGCACGAUGUCGAGGCCGUGCCAAAGCAGCGGAAGACCGCUGCAGCGAUCCAUUAUCCGUUUUGGUUCGGUGGAAGUGCAGCCUCAAUGGCUGCGGUAGUCACUCAUCCUCUAGACCUAGUCAAGGUCCGCCUGCAAACCCGCUCUGCCUCUGCUCCUAAAACCACCCUGAGCACCUUCGCAUAUGUCUUUCGCAACCAGGGUCUAUUAGGCCUUUACGCAGGUCUCUCGGCCGCUCUUCUGCGCCAAAUGACUUACUCGACCGUCCGCUUUGGCGUGUACGAAGACCUCAAGUCACGAUUCGCAGUCCAGCCAACACCCUCAAAUCCUAAGCCACAACAGUCUAUGUUGAAUCUCAUUCUCAUGUCGUCAGCCGCAGGACUCUUGGGUGGAAUAGCCGGCAACCCUGGGGACGUGCUCAACGUGCGGAUGCAAUCCGACGCCUCCAAACCCCCCCACCUUCAGCGGAACUACAACCACGCACUCAACGGCCUGGUACGAAUGAUCCGUGAAGAGGGUGCCCUUUCCAUAUUCCGCGGCGUGACCGCGAAUUCCACCCGAGCAUUGCUCAUGAAUGCCUCGCAGCUGGCGAGCUACGACGUGUUCAAAUCCGCAUGUCUUAACACUUUAGGAAUGGCCGACACACUUAGCACCCACUUCUGCGCCUCGUUAGCUGCAGGAUUCGUUGCAACUACAAUAUGUUCCCCAGUGGAUGUGAUCAAGACGCGGAUAAUGUCCGCAGGGGGAAAGAUGUCGAUAUUUGAGAUCCUGACGCAGGCCAGUCAGAAGGAAGGGCUCUUGUGGAUGUUACGCGGCUGGGUUCCCAGCUUCAUGCGCCUAGGUCCGCAGACGAUAUGCACGAUGGUCUUCUUCGAACAACACAAGAAAUGGUAUCGGAGAUUAAAGGGGAUCGAAGAAUGA
Fonsecaea erecta is the source of this 957-nucleotide messenger RNA. RefSeq lists its product as hypothetical. Gene Ontology annotation, molecular function: sulfate transmembrane transporter activity; antiporter activity; malate transmembrane transporter activity. NCBI's taxonomy places the organism in Eukaryota, Fungi, Ascomycota, Eurotiomycetes, Chaetothyriales, Herpotrichiellaceae. The record is from RefSeq and is a predicted model, not a curated record. Gene Ontology annotation, biological process: oxaloacetate transport; thiosulfate transport; malate transmembrane transport. Bases 1 to 957 code for a protein of 318 amino acids. The transcript is spliced from 2 exons.